Saimiri boliviensis boliviensis (Bolivian squirrel monkey) is the source of this 685-nucleotide messenger RNA. RefSeq names its product ubiquitin-ribosomal protein eL40 fusion protein-like. NCBI's taxonomy places the organism in Eukaryota, Metazoa, Chordata, Mammalia, Primates, Cebidae. The record is from RefSeq and is a predicted model, not a curated record. Gene Ontology annotation, biological process: translation. Gene Ontology annotation, molecular function: structural constituent of ribosome; protein binding. Gene Ontology annotation, cellular component: ribosome.
AAUUUUACUUAAUUUAAACAGAAAUAGCUACAUGCAGCUAGUGACUAUUAUACUGGACACUGCAGAUCUAUAGCACUGUUAUUGUCUAAUAUUAUUAGAAAAACAACAAUCAAUUACAGAUAAUAAAUAAAAUAGAGCGAGGCGGCCAAGUUGGUUGCUGGCGGCGGUCGUGGGGAGUUCGUGCCAGGCUAAGCAGACGCAGAGAUGCAGAUCUUUGUGAAGACCCUCACAGGCAAGACCAUCACCCUUGAGGUCGAGCCCAGUGACACCAUUGAGAAUGUCAAAGCCAAAAUUCAAGACAAGAAGGGUAUCCCACCUGACCAGCAGCGUCUGAUAUUUGCCGGCAAACAGCUGGAGGAUGGCCGCACGCUCUCAGACAACAACAUCCAGAAAGAGUCCACCCUGCACCUGGUGCUGCACCUGCGAGGUGGCAUUAUUGAGCCUUCCCUCCACCAGCUUGCCCAGAAAUACAGCUGGGACAAGAUGAUCUGCCGCAAGUGCUACGCUCGCCUGCACCCCCGUGCUGUCAACUGCUGCAAGAGGAAGUAUGGCCACACUAACAACCUGCGCCCCAAGAAGAAGGUCAAAUAAGCCUCUUCCUUCCUGGAAGGGCAGCCUUCUGCCCAGGCCCCAUGGCCCUGGAGCCUCAAUAAAGUGUCCCUUUGGUUGACUGGAGCAGCAAAAA